Molecule: messenger RNA, 2478 nt
Organism: Colletes gigas
Lineage: Eukaryota; Metazoa; Arthropoda; Insecta; Hymenoptera; Colletidae
Gene: gcm
Exons: 11
Coding region: 1-2478 (825 amino acids)
Biological process (GO): gliogenesis; regulation of transcription by RNA polymerase II
Cellular component (GO): nucleus
Molecular function (GO): DNA-binding transcription activator activity, RNA polymerase II-specific; RNA polymerase II cis-regulatory region sequence-specific DNA binding
Source: RefSeq, a predicted model, not a curated record
AUGGCGGCCGGCAAAGAGAUAGUGUCACGUACAGAAGCGUUAGUUCCAGCAAUGUCCUCGGUACCUGUGUGCAAGUACCAAGCCUGUACCGACACGGGGACAAGUGCACCAAAUAGGUUUACUAAAACCUCUGACAUCAACAGCAGCCAUAUUAGAACGCACUGUCCUAAAGAGGGUGCACCUAAUAUGUUUACUAAAACCUCUGACAUCAACAGCAGCCAUAUUAGAGCGCACUGUCCUGAAGAGGGUGCACCUAAUAUGUUUACUAAAACCUCUGACAUCAACAGCAGCCAUAUUAGAACGCACUGUCCUAAAGAGGGUGCACCUAAUAUGUUUACUAAAACCUCUGACAUCAACAGCAGCCAUAUUAGAGCGCACUGUCCUGAAGAGGGGGCACCUAAUAUGUUUACUAAAACCUCUGACAUCAACAGCAGCCAUAUUAGAACGAGUCGCGUUGGGUCGCCGACGAUGUCAGCGACCGUUGCCGGUAACCAGCAACAGCAACACCCUCAUCAAGAAUGGGACAUCAACGACUCGAACGUUCCAAGGGUAGUGGAGUAUGAUCCCUGGUGCGAAUGGGCGGAUGGCCAUGUAAGAAGGGUCUACGGGCCAGAUUGCGAAGAGGCAAGGAGGCACGCCUCAGGUUGGGCGAUGAGGAACACGAACAACCAUAACGUUAGCAUCCUGAAGAAGUCAUGCCUCGGUGUUCUAGUCUGCUCUCAAGAGUGCGUGUUACCUGGAGGCGGAAGGGUUCAUCUUCGACCGGCCAUUUGCGACAAGGCGAGAAAGAAGCAACAAGGAAAGCCGUGCCCGAACAGACAGUGCACGGGCCGUCUGGAAAUACUUUCGUGCCGCGGCCAUUGCGGUUACCCCGUGACGCAUUUCUGGCGACACACAGAGCACGCGAUAUUCUUCCAAGCGAAAGGGCAACACGAUCAUCCGCGACCGGAAGCGAAGUCCACGUCCGAGGCGAGGAGGAGCGUGGGCGCCGGCAGAAGGGUACGAGGAUUGGCGGUCCUUUUGGCCAGCGAGGCCGCUCUGGGAUCGAAAUUAAUGUCACUGCGAGGAACGAAACGACCGAGUUCUGAGACGAUCGAGCAACCACCGCGGACUACUCAACCACCACCACUGAUUUCGGACAAAGGAUAUUCAUGCUCCUGCCCACCGUUCGAGUGCAUGUGUGCUCUGCAAACCAACGUUCCGCCUUACCAGCAGUCCCACCACCACCAAACCACAAUGUACCCCCAACAAACGCCUUCGAACGACACAUCCUAUUGGCUACAAGACACCGUGCAACCUCAAGAGAACCCCCUGGGCUACAGCCUACCGAAUCAAGUUCCCCAGGAAGCCUCGUAUCCGGACUUCCCUCCGUUCACCGGUGAACUGUUCCAACCGGAGGAGAUCUUCCAGUUGGAUCAGCCCCUGCGACCGGACUUCCCCAUGAACUCCCAGGACGUGGCCAGGUCGCCCCCGACGUUGCUCGACCUGGGCAGCGGCACCAUCAAGUACGAAAUGAAGCAACACCAAGAUCAGGCCUACUGGAACCAAUUCCUCAGCGAAGACUCCAGCAGCAGCCAUCUGAGCAUGCCCCAGGACGAGAGGCUUCAGUUCCCCGGUUUCGAGACGGACAAAGACUCGAACGGAUUCUGCGCGAAAAGACCCGUGAACCAUUUCGUUCCCGACAAGGAAGCCAAUCAGACUCAUCCCCUGAACAACGCGCUCAACUUCCAGGACUACCAACGGAACCCCAACCACAAGAACUUUGUUGACGGAACGAUGAAGAACGAUCAACAGUCCAACUACUGGGCCCAGAAUCACCAGGACGACCGUUUGAACUUCCCCGGUUUCGAUCCUCAAAAGGACGACCUGUUGGCUUCCAGGAGGGACGUGAACUGUUUCCCCAAAGAGAACUGUCAGCCGGGUCUGAUGGAGUCCGGAAACUACAACGUCUACCCGAAAAAGGAAAACGGAAUGCACGAACCGGUCCGUUCUAGUCGCAGCCCCGUGCAGAACAAAUACGCUUACGACGGCUACAGCCCGAUGUUCGACCAUUCGGACUCCAAGAGCCACAUGGCCAAUCGAUCGCACCAGAACUCCAACCGAAUGGUCCUGGACGAGAGACUCCAGAACAAUUACGGGAACCACGAGGCUCCCGACACCACCGAGAGGCUGUUCCCCGAGUCGAACGGCAUGGACGCGUCCAUGCAGUCGCAGAACAGCUCGGAACCGUUCUUCUACCCCAGCAACGACCGCUGCCAUUACACCUGCGAGGUGCUGGACACUCGACUGCCUCAAAUGAUGAACCCUGGAACCGGCCAGACAGGGAUCAGCAACUACGGAGACGUCAGCGAACUCGAUCUGCCACCUUUCGUCGAUUACACCCUCGUAGGGAUGCUGUGCAGCUCCGCGGAGGAGGACACGUCGAAUCUGUUACCUGGUUGCCCUCAGAACGCGCAGACCUACGUUCCUCAUCAUUAG